CAACAAGUGGGGACGAGGCGGGGGACGAGGCGCAGAUGACGGUGACAGUGAUUGAGAAGGAAUGCACAGGUCGGAUGGAUGGAAGAGGCGCGUCGUUUGGGCAAUGUGUGCGCGUGCGAAUGGGCCGGAAGGAGAGAGGGAAGAUGCGGGUCGGAUGUUGGUAAAUGUACGACGUCCAAAAAUUGGGAGACCAGAUGGGUUGAAGGACCAGAUGGUUUGGAUAUAAACACGGCCUUGACACGUCGACUACUGGGCCAAUGGAGCCCAAUGAUGCAGCUGAGGAGGCUCGCGCAAGAGCCUCGGCGGUAACCAGGAUAUCCUCGCUUUGGGGAGUGGGACGAGGAAGGAUGGCAAAUGCAAU
This is a messenger RNA of Bipolaris maydis ATCC 48331, 361 nucleotides long. The record is from RefSeq and is a predicted model, not a curated record. NCBI's taxonomy places the organism in Eukaryota, Fungi, Ascomycota, Dothideomycetes, Pleosporales, Pleosporaceae.